CCGCCAUCCUCCGGGGGCGUUGCCGGUCGCGGGGUCGCGGGGUCGAGGCCCGUGAGCUGCGCUCUGCUUCCGGAGUUUUCCACGUGUUCCCAAGAAGAUCAGAAAAUGAAUGAAUCUCUGGGGAUGGUGACCUUUGAGGAUGUGGCCGUGAGCUUCACCUGGGAGGAGUGGCAGGACCUGGAUGAUGCUUAGAGGACCCUCUACAGGGACGUAAUGCUGGAGACCUACAGGAGUCUGGCGACCCUGGGGUGCUGCGUGACCACACCUGAGGUGAUCGUCAGGCUGGAGCAAGGAGCAGAGCUGUACACUGUAGGAGCACCCCCACGCCCGAGCCUCUCAGAUGUCCAGAUUAUGAAUGACUUGAUUGCAGUUUACCAGGAAAAUCAGGGCAAACAUUUAUGGAAAAUUGUGGUCACCAACAGCAGGACAUUGCCAAAUGAAAGAAUCAACUUCGGAAACCCAUUCAAUUUAAACUCAAACCAUAUUUCAGAACGCUUUAUAAAUAAUCAAAAUUAUUCAGAAAGGAUUGCAGAAGACAUUAAUGGUGGGUAUAAGACUGUAUUUCCGGGCCUCCCCGGUGGCGCAGUGGUUGAGUGCUGGGUUGUGAAGCUGCCCAAGGCCUCUGCAGUGCCGGCUUGAUUCCCUGCUGCUCCCCGACCACUGGAGGAGGGUCCCGCAUGGCGUGCAGACCUCUCCUGCCGCCCGCUGCUCCCCUCAGCAGUGUACUUCAGUUCUUCUGCCUGCUCUGCUCCCCGCUCUGGCUCUGGUGAAUUCUCCCACCCUCCCGUGCUUCUGACUGUACCCAGUGCUUGUAUAAAUAAAUAAAUAAACAAAUCUUUAAAAAAAAAAAAAAGUAUUUCCCCUUGGUGAGCCUGGUGAGGAGCCCAAUGGAGACACAGCAGGUUACUGUCACCUCUGUGGGCAACUGGCCCACUGUCCUGAGCAUCGUAAUGGGCAACAGAUGAUUCAGCCAUUUCAGCAGCCUCCUGAACUCUGUGGGCAAGAGAAAGCCUUGAACAAGGGGUCAGUAGUCUUUGCACAUAAGACAGCUGUUGUGGGAGAAACUCCCUCUAAAUAUAAUGAGUGUGGAAGGGCCUGUGAGAAGCCGGCUGUGGGCAGUGAAAGAGCUCACAAAGGAGAGACACACUUUGGAUAUAAUAGAUGGUGGGAAAUCGUGAUUGAGAAGGCCGCACAAUUAAUAUUUCAUGGAGAUCUCCAGGAUGAACACCGUAAACCUAAUCAAAGUGGGGAUAUUUUCAGGAAGAAAUUGCACAUCACUCGGAAUCUGUCCACUAAAUUAGGAGAGGAAAACAAUGAAGAUACUAAAUGUGGUAAAACUUUCUACAAAAUGUCUGUCCUCACUAAACAUCAGAGCAUAGAAAUAGGGAAGAACACUGAGUGUUUGAAAACUUGUGAGAAUUCAACACUUAGGAGUCAUUGGAGAACUUUCUCUGAAAUGAAACCCUAUCAAUGUAACGAAUGUAGGAAAUCUUUCUACCAAAAGGCAAACCUCGCCAAACAUCAGCGAAUUCACACUGGAGAGAAGCCCUAUGAAUGUGAAAAAUGUAGGAAAACUUUCUACAACAUAUCAGCCCUCUCUAAACAUCACAGAACCCAUACAGGAGAGAAACCCUAUGAAUGUAACGAAUGUGGGAAAUCUUUCUCUCAGAAAUCACACCUCAUUAUACAUCAGAGAACUCACACAGGAGAGAAACCCUAUGAAUGUAAAGAGUGUAGGAAAUCAUUCUACCAGAAGGCACACCUCACGACACAUCAGAGAACACACAUAGGAGAAAAACACUAUGAAUGUAAAGAAUGUAGGAAAUCUUUCUACCAAAAGGCGAACCUCAAUAAACAUCAAAGAAUACACACAGGAGAGAAACCGUAUGAAUGUGAAGAAUGUAGAAAAGCUUUCUCUCAGAAGUCACACCUCACUAUACAUCAGAGGUCUCACACAAGAGAGAAAUCAUAUGAAUGUGCAGAAUGUAAGAAAACUUUCUAUCAAAAGUCUGACCUCACUAAACAUCAAAGAACACACACAGGGGAGAAACCCUAUGAAUGUAAGGAAUGUAAGAAAACUUUCUACCGGAAGUCAAACCUCACGGAACAUCAGAGAACUCACACAGGAGAGAAACCGUAUGAAUGUAAAGAGUGUACGAAAUCUUUCUACCAGAAGUCAGACCUGACUAAAUACCAGAAGAUUCACACAGAAGAGAAACCCUACAUAUGUAAAGAAUGUAAGAAAUCUUUCUACCAGGUGUCAGCUCUUAUUGGCCAUCAUAGAAUUCACGCAGGAGAGAAACCCUAUGAAUGUGAAAAAUGUGGGAAAACUCUUACGGAAGUCAAAUCUCUCUGAACAUCAGAGAAUUCUUCACUUUACAUAAGUGAGAAAUACUUACUAUUAUAAAGAAUGGAGGACAUCUUUCUCCCAGAAGCCACACCUCACCUUUGAUCAAAUAAUUCACACAGGAGAAAAUCCUUAUGAAUGUUAAGAUUGUAGCAAAUCAUUAUAGCAGAAGUCAUAGGUAACUGUGCACUAGAGAACUAACAAAGAAGAGAAGCCCCAUUCAUUUGAAGAUUGUUAGAAAACUACCAUAAUCAAUCUCAUUGUACUUCAGUGAAAUCAUCCUGGAGGGAAAUCCUAUGAAUGUAAAGUGAGAAGUAGGAGUACUUUCUCACUGAUAUCAGCUGUCUUUACACAUAAGAGACCUCACGAAGGAUGCAAUGCUGUAUGGCACAGUCUGAUUACAUAGUAACAACCCCCUCUUUUUUUGUGGCUACACACAUGUGAUUCUUCUCCAUGUAUAGGGCACUGUAAUCUAGAUCUGGCCAGCAGAAUAUGGACACAAGCAAUGAACAUUACUUAUAAGCCAGGUCAUAAAAAACCUUAAUUCCCCUCAGAAUUUUCCCUUCCUGUGGUCCUUUGGUGCUAAUGACCUUGUGGGUCUCCCUUGGAGUCCAUAGGGUGAAGAAGACACCGUAUUAAGGACCAUAGCGAUUGUUGGGUAGCGCAGAAACUUCUGUGCUUUAUCCGUAAGUCUCAAUAUAGACUUUGCCUAGUAGAAAUAAAUAUGUGUUGUCUUAAGCUCUUAUGUGUGUGAUCUGUGUACAACAGGAUUUAUCCUGUGGCCAACUUGCACUUCAGUGAAAACAUCGUGAAGGGAAAUCCUUUGAAUGUAAAGAGAAUGUAAAGUUUCCGUGUGGGACAGCCUCCUAUGGGAAUUUGAACAGGAAAGAAAAUAUGUUUUGUCAAGUUAUUUGAUGGAAAAAUAAAAAAUACAGGAAGAAACAGUGUAAUAAAGUGUAAUACCUUUGCCGGGGGGAGACAGCUCAUUGGAUACUGAGUGUUAAGUAAAAUAUUACAAAUAGCAGUGUGCCCAACUGUUAACAAAACUUCCAACUUCAUCAGCAUUUCUA
Molecule: messenger RNA, 3417 nt
Organism: Talpa occidentalis (Iberian mole)
Lineage: Eukaryota; Metazoa; Chordata; Mammalia; Eulipotyphla; Talpidae
Product: zinc finger protein OZF-like
Exons: 5
Coding region: 962-2356 (464 amino acids)
Biological process (GO): regulation of transcription by RNA polymerase II
Molecular function (GO): RNA polymerase II cis-regulatory region sequence-specific DNA binding; DNA-binding transcription factor activity
Source: RefSeq, a predicted model, not a curated record